CAGCACAGUUUCGCUUUAGUUUAGCUGGUGGACCAAGUCAAGGUGGACGGUAUUCUUUCCAAGUUUUAUCGAAAUAAGAGAAUAAACUCCAACAUGAAGCUGGCCCUGUUCGUCGCUGCUGUAGCAGCUGUUGUCUGCUCCGUCCUCUGCAAAGAGAGUGCACCAAAGGUUCAGGUGUACAGCCGGAACCCGGGGAUCUACGAUCAGGAGAACACCCUGAUCUGCCACGUGAACAACUUCCACCCCCCGGACAUCACCAUCGAGCUGCUGGAGGACGGAGUGGAGCUCCCCCAAUCCAAGCAGACCGACCUGGCCUUCAAGCAGGACUGGCAGUUCCACCUGACCAAGAGCGCCCCCUUCACCCCCAAGGAGGGCAAGAAGUACUCCUGCAAGGUCACCCACGUGGGCAAGCCCAAAGCAUACGUCUGGGAGCCAAACAUGUAAGCGGCUCGGAGGCCUUGGCUGGGUGAUGUCAGACCUCUGGUCUUCCACUGGAACAUUUAUUCACCAUGACUUCAAUCAACAAUAUCUAUCCAUCCUGACUCAUCCAGUCCCACUUUUCUACCACCCUUGUUUGCAGGUGAUGGAUCGCUCUCAUGUGAUCCAAGGGUUUUAGCUUCUGUAUAAAUCUGUGGUGUUUGUGUUUGGGGCAACUUUAAUUCUGGUUUCCUUCUCGCUGAACAUUUGUUUGUAAAGUUGAGAUAAAAAGAAAAAAGCUUCUGUUAAUUGGAUGGCAUCAACUCCAACUCCAAGAUAACUGCCCCACAAAAUAACCAUGCCAAUCAUUCUUUGUGUAAUUUUGAUAACUUAAGCUGUCUUGUUUUCUUUUAUGUGUUUGUUUCUACCAUCACGAGAGGCUGGGAUUGGCCAGUUUAAUGGAAAUUAUUUCCAAACCAAAUUAAAGUGUAUGUUGUUUUUUUUAGAAAUCAAGUUAUUGACUUACGAUGGUUAUCAUACCUUCUACAAAAUAAAAGCCUCUUUAAAAAAUU
This is a messenger RNA of Cololabis saira (Pacific saury), 989 nucleotides long. RefSeq names its product beta-2-microglobulin-like. Gene Ontology annotation, biological process: peptide antigen assembly with MHC class II protein complex; immunoglobulin production involved in immunoglobulin-mediated immune response; antigen processing and presentation of exogenous peptide antigen via MHC class II. Gene Ontology annotation, cellular component: MHC class II protein complex. Bases 94 to 444 code for a protein of 116 amino acids. The transcript is spliced from 4 exons. NCBI's taxonomy places the organism in Eukaryota, Metazoa, Chordata, Actinopteri, Beloniformes, Belonidae. Gene Ontology annotation, molecular function: MHC class II protein complex binding. The record is from RefSeq and is a predicted model, not a curated record.